Vitrella brassicaformis is the source of this 2059-nucleotide messenger RNA. NCBI's taxonomy places the organism in Eukaryota, Vitrellaceae. The record is from the annotation of a GenBank genome assembly.
AAUGACCGAUUUAUCAUCAGUGCGUGUUGCUUGACCAGACUGCCAGCUCCUUGGCUUGGAAUCACCCUCUGUCCACAGGUGUCCAUCCAUUCAUCCAUCCAUCCGCCGAAAUGACAAGGCACCCGCUCCCUCACAGCUGUACAAGCAAAACCAACAGGUCAUCCAACCUUGCUCACUGCACACUUGGGGCAACCACACAGAAAGUGCUGCGCUGCCCUUCCGGGGAGUAGACAGCGAAGCACUGCAGGCAAGGAGCAGAGCAGCCGACACAGGAUAGUCACAGACAAGCAAAGCCAUACUUCACUGUCUCAUCACACCGCCACGCCUCUCUGACAGCGCCCGCCUCUCUUGACAGCAUCGAUCACAAGAACGGCACGCUGAUCGGCCAGCCGAUGGCGAAAGUAUGCACAGCAGCCGGCACUGAGCAGACCACCACACUCUCUGACUCACUCGGUCAUCCGAAAGGGUUGCCGCCCGGCCACGACCCAUUCUGCCAUUCCUCCCACAUUUUCUCCCACAGGUCUUUCGCUGCACAAGUACACAAUCACACGCACGUCACAGGCCGGUGUGAUGGCUGCAGGUCGGUCGUGUGAUGCGUUGUGUCCGUUCCCAUCUUACUGAAGUUGAAGUCAGGUCGCCAGUCAGCGAACCUGUCGUCGGCAUCGCCAAAGUAAUCGUCGAAUCGGGAAUCCUCAGACUGACCAACGCAAUCAAGGUGGCACACACCGCACUCACUCACAGGCAUGUCAGUCAUGUGGCUGCCUGACUGUAAGUGUGUGUGUACUGUACGGUGUCUUUGUAUAGUUGGCAUCUGCCGGUGAUGAGCGUGUAGCCCUCGGCACACUCGUCACACGUGUAGGGGGACUGACACCGCACACAGUGCUCCGGACAAUCUGACCAUCACAUCACGGAAGCAACAGAAACAAACAAACGGGGUGAUUGAUGCACCUGUGUCGGUUUAGUUUAUCGGCCGUGCGCACCUUUGCAGAAUCUGUAGUAGGUGGUCUUUCUGAAGGUGCUGUUCUGCUCAGGGCAGGGCGCCACACACAUGCCUGUGGAGGACUGAGUGCUGGCCCGUGUGGCGUCUGUCACGUGAGGCACCAGCGUGUUGGGCGCCAGACACGAUGUGCAGUGGAUCUCAUACGAAUCCACACACGUCAGGCAGCUGCUGUGACACGCUGCGGGCACACAACAUGGAUGGAAGGACAGGGAGAAAAUAUAUAAAGGUACCUGAUUUGCUGUCCGCCUCGGUGUGUGUGUGUGCUGACGUGCGCAUCCGCUUCCGUCGGCGAGAGGGAAUUCGCCAUCGAGGCAGACAGUGAGGCACAGCCGCCGCUCGUCUAGAACAUAGCCGCCCGAGCACUUGGUGCACUCGAACUCCAGCGGCCCCGUACACUCAUCGCAGUGAUCCACACACGCUGAAUAGGACACACACACACACACACACACACACACGCGCACAUGCUCCCUCCCGCUCCCGAAGGACAUGAUGCGCAUGUCGGUCUCCUUCCCUCCUCCCUCCUUGAUACACACACACACAUACAUACGUAGAUACCUUUGCAUUCUCCCCCGAAUCGAUAGAAGCCGGUGGUGCACGGCGGCACGCACUGGUCCCGCCAGAUGGUGUACCCCUCGUCGCACUCAUAGCACACCCACUGCAGAUCCCAGUCCUGCAGAUGGCAGCGGGCGCAGUUGGGGUCGCACUUGAGCACACCAUAAGCCACGGCAGAGCCCAGCAGCGGCAGCAGGGCAAGCAUCAGAGAAGAGGAGAUGACUGACGCUGCCGUGACUGUGGACCAGAACAUGGGUAGGAUGGAUGGGCAUGUUGGUGUCAUGCCGAGGCCUUGGUAAAGGGCAGAUGGUGGCUUCAGAUCAGCACCGGCAAGGCGUCGUCAGCUGCAAACGGCGUCAGAUCUCCAUCAUUUUCCGCAUUUUCUUCAGUGGAUAGGUCUGCGAGGACCUGUCCAUGACCUUCACCCCUCUGGUCGUCACCGUCGAUGGGGUGUGGGGGAGGGAGGCGGAGCACUUCUUCACCCGCUUGACUGAGCAGCUGUUGACG